Messenger RNA from Hyla sarda, 2671 nucleotides. It is a transcript of the gene TMEM129, whose product is annotated as transmembrane protein 129, E3 ubiquitin ligase. Lineage: Eukaryota; Metazoa; Chordata; Amphibia; Anura; Hylidae. The transcript is spliced from 4 exons. Gene Ontology annotation, biological process: protein ubiquitination. Gene Ontology annotation, molecular function: ubiquitin protein ligase activity. Gene Ontology annotation, cellular component: membrane; endoplasmic reticulum. The record is from RefSeq and is a predicted model, not a curated record. Bases 72 to 1160 code for a protein of 362 amino acids.
CCCGGCAUUCCCAGUUGCCCAGGUGGCCGGAAGUGUGCGCCGUUGUCCGGUUUCCCCCGUCUCCCGCUGCUAUGGAGAGCCCGGCGGUCACGUUUACUUUAGCUUACGUGGUUUUCGCCGUGUGUUUCGUCUUCACCCCAAAUGAGUUUCACUCGGCCGGUAUCACUGUGCAGAACCUGCUGUCCGGGUGGCUGGGGAGUGAGGACGUAGCGUUCAUCCACUACCAUGUCCGGAGGACCACGGCCACCCUGCUGGUGCACUCCCUGCUGCCCCUGGGUUAUUACAUAGGAAUGUGCUUUGCUGCUCCAGAAAAACACCUGUAUAACGUCUACACAGCAAGUGAGGGCUGGAAGCUGUUUGCUCUGUUUACAGUCGUCCUUCCCACCAUUACUGGCGUCCUUGCCCUGUAUUGGUCUCGGAAGAGAUGGAGGAAUCACCCCCUAGCGAGGACCCUCUCCCAUCACGCCUUGCCCCAGUCUGACUGGAGGGUCGUGGCCUCUUCCAUCAACACGGAGUUCAGAAGAAUUGAUAAGUUUGCAACUGGGGUCCCCGAGGCCCGGGUCAUUGUCACAGACACGUGGGUGAUGAAGGUCACCACCUACAAGGUGUAUGUAGCGCAGCAGCAAGACAUUCACCUGACUGUCACCGAGUCCAGACAACACGAGCUGUCCCCAGACUCCAAUACUCCGGUGCAGUUCAUAACCAUACGGGUAGCAAGCAUUAACCCCAAUGUAAAGCCAUUUGAAAUCAGAUUGAACUCUACAGAAUAUGGAGAGCUGAGAGAGAAGCUUCACGCCCCAAUUAGAAACGCAGCCAACGUUGUCAUACAUCAGACCCUAAGUGACAUGUUCUUGGAUACAUUCCGUGCUCUGGUGGAAGCCAAUAAUGUCUAUGAGCUGCCAAGCAACCAGGAACUGGAGCCUUGUAUUGGCUGCAUGCAGACGAACGCCAAUGUCAAGCUGGUGAAGUAUUGCCAGGAGCCCGAUGAAGGAGAGUGUCAGCAGUGCUACUGCCGGCCCAUGUGGUGCCUAACCUGUAUGGGCAAGUGGUUUGCCAGCCGUCAGGACCAGCAGCAUCCAGAAACCUGGUUGUCCAGCCAAGUGCCUUGCCCCACCUGUCGAGCCAGAUUCUGUAUAGUUGAUGUUUGCGUUAUACGGUGAACUCGCCUUUUAGGUUGUUUAUAAAGUUUUAUAAUCUGAACGUUUUCUAUAAUCCGCAGUGUUCUAAUAUGUUUCUGGACAUAUAGCACAGGGAGCCCUGACUGGCCACACAGGUAGCCGUAUAGUUAGGUCUGUUUUGCACUACAUUGAAAGUGUUCAUCCACUGGUUUCCCCUCUAAAGCAAAUGGAAAAGUUGUUCUUGCCAAGGUCGCCAUUCACUUGUAUUUGAGUGCUGCUUCCACUACCAGUAUCUACCACUGAAAUUACAAUGGUCUUAUCCUAUAGUGAGGGUAUGUCAUUUUAUUCUUUAAUAUUAAAGUGUACCUGCCACUUUAGAAAGAGAGAAAAAAUAAAACAUUGACCUGUCAGAAGUUUUGAUCGAUCAGUUCACACCCCCAAAUGAUCGCUAGAACGAACCGGGAGAGAAGCGGGAGGCUGAGGCCCUCUCCCCACUCUCUGUCCUGGAGAUAAUCCCAUAGACGUGUAUUGUAAGUGUCUAUAGGAUUAUGAUUCUCAUAUAAGCAUAUUCUAGGUCUUUAAUCUCCCCCUGUAUUUAUAUAGACCAGAGAUCCACUUGUAAAGGCCCCAAAAAUGCUUUUAUGGUGAGGAAGAAGGGCCGGUAUGGCGCUACAUGGCUACAGCAGCGACAAUGUAUUCUCUUCUGUAUUAUAGCGUAUCAAGUAUUUCCUCCAAUGAGUUACAUCAUUGCCACAUGGCGCGCUCUUCACCCCUUAUCAUACUACAAGUCCCAGCAUGCUGUGGUAAUGUGAGGCUUAUAUGGCUGGGACUUGCAGUUUCGCAACAGAUGGCGAGUCACAAGAAGCAGACCAUAGAUUUGUGUAGCAAAUCUAAACUGGGGUUACUUAUAAAGUGACAGGCAAUUUCUUAGUAUUGGGUGUGAUCGAGUGUUAAUUUAUAGAAUACGGAGUUUACUGAUUUGAAGGUACGUUCACACGUACAGGAUCUGCUGCAGAUUUUAUGCUGUGAUCAGCCAUUUAGUUAUAUUGAUUUCUGCAGCAGGUCCUGUACUUGGAGCCUAAUGUAACGUUUAGAUGGGUGAGAUCUACUACAAGCUUCCUGAUGCGAGUUUAAGCCGUGAUGGGUUUUCGGCAGCAGAUUACAUCAAAGUCAAUAUGGAAAACCCAGUGAGGCUGAAACUCACAGUAGAUCCCACCCGUGUGAACAUACCCUAAAGGUAGAAUCACACAUGCUGCUGAGUUUGCUACACGUUAACGGGUGGGAAAAUCCACAGCAAAAUACGGCUUGUGUGACUCUACACUCUUCAAACGGAUGGGAUCUACUGUAGCAAAUCCGCAACAGAUCCCAUUAAAGGCAACAAAAUCUGUGGAAGCUCCACGUAAGAUCCACCUGUGUAAACGUACCCUACGGAUAGGGUCUUGGAGAGCAUCCGCAGCAUAUUUCAUGCUGCGGAUGCGCAAACGACAGUCACAAGAGCGAGCUCCCUGCUGCGGCUGGGUAGCUCUGUGUGUCUGCUCGUGACUGCCGCAGGC